GGCGCGGCGGCCGGAGCCCCGGGCCCGCCAUGGGCCGCCCAGAGCGGGGCGCGCUCCGGCCGCUGGCGCUGUUGCUGCUGCUACGGCUGCUGCUGCAGCUCCAGCAUCUCUCCGCAGCGGAUCCGCUGCCCGGCGGCCAAGGGCCGGUCAAGGAGUGCGAAGAGGACCAGUUUCGGUGUCGGAACGAGCGCUGCAUCCCCUCGGUGUGGAGAUGCGACGAGGACAACGACUGUUCAGACAACAGCGACGAGGACGACUGCCCCAAGAGGACCUGUGCAGACAGUGACUUUACCUGUGAUAAUGGCCACUGCAUCCCAGAGCGCUGGAAGUGUGAUGGCGAGGAGGAGUGUCCUGACGGAUCUGAUGAAUCCAAGGCCACUUGUUCCAGGGAAGAGUGUCCUGCGGAGAAGUUAAGCUGUGGACCCACCAGCCAGAAGUGUGUGCCUGCCUCAUGGCGUUGCGAUGGAGAGAAGGACUGUGAGGGUGGAGCGGACGAGGCCGGCUGUCCUACCUUGUGCGCCCCGCACGAGUUCCAGUGCAGCAACCGCUCCUGCCUGGCCUCCGUGUUCGUGUGUGAUGGCGACGAUGACUGCGGCGACGGCAGUGACGAGCGCGGCUGCUCGGACCCGGCCUGCCCGCCCCGGGAGUUCCGCUGUGGAGGAGGCGGUAGCUGCAUCCCCGAGCGCUGGGUCUGCGAUCGCCAGUUUGACUGCGAGGACCGCUCGGACGAGGCAGCCGAGCUUUGCGGGCGAGCCGGCCAGGAGACCACGGCCACGGCGGCAGCCUGCGCCCCCGCCGCCCAGUUCACCUGCCGCAGUGGCGAGUGCAUACACCUGGGCUGGCGCUGCGAUGGCGACCGCGACUGCAAGGACAAGUCUGACGAGGCCGACUGCUCAGCACCAGGACCCUGCAGUGAGAAUGAGUUCCAGUGUGGGGAUGGGACUUGUGUCCUUGCAAUCAAACGCUGCAACCUGGAACACGACUGCCCAGAUGGGAGCGAUGAAGCUGGCUGCCUGCAGGAGUCAACUUGUGAGGGUCCCCGCAGAUUUCAGUGUAAGAGUGGCGAGUGCGUGGACGGCGGGAAAGUGUGUGAUGAUCAGAGGGACUGCCGGGACUGGUCGGAUGAGCCUCAGAAAGAGUGUGGGCUGAACGAGUGUCUGCACAAUAAUGGCGGCUGUUCCCAUAUCUGCACUGACCUCAAGAUUGGCUUUGAGUGCACAUGCCCAGCAGGCUUCCAGCUUGUGGACCAGAAGACCUGUGGCGACAUUGAUGAAUGCCAGGACCCAGAUGCCUGCAGCCAGAUCUGUGUGAAUUACAAGGGCUACUUUAAGUGUGAGUGCCACCCUGGCUAUGAGAUGGAUACACUGACCAAGAACUGCAAAGCUGUAGCUGGCAAGAGCCCAUCCCUAAUCUUCACCAACCGACACGAGGUACGCAGAAUAGACCUGGUGAAGCGGGACUACUCGCGUCUCAUCCCCAUGCUCAAGAAUGUUGUGGCACUGGACGUGGAAGUAGCUACCAAUAGAAUAUACUGGUGUGACCUUUCCUACCGCAAGAUCUAUAGCGCCCACAUGGACAAGGCCAGUAUCCCGGACGAGCAGGUGGUCCUCAUUGACGAGCAGCUGCACUCUCCAGAGGGCCUGGCAGUGGACUGGGUCCAUAAGCACAUCUACUGGACCGACUCUGGCAAUAAGACCAUCUCAGUCGCCACAGUCGAUGGCCGCCGCCGAUGUACUCUCUUCAGCCGUGAACUCAGUGAGCCCCGAGCCAUUGCUGUUGACCCCCUGCGAAGGUUCAUGUACUGGUCUGACUGGGGGUUCAAGGCAAAGAUAGAGAAAUCUGGGCUCAAUGGUGCAGACCGGCAGACACUGGUUUCAGACAGUAUUGAAUGGCCCAAUGGAAUCACCCUGGACUUGCUGAGCCAGCGUCUGUACUGGGUGGACUCCAAGCUGCACCAGCUAUCCAGCAUUGACUUCAACGGAGGCAACAGAAAGAUGCUGAUUUUCUCCACUGACUUCCUGAGUCACCCUUUUGGGAUAGCUGUAUUUGAGGACAGGGUAUUCUGGACAGAUCUGGAGAAUGAGGCCAUCUUCAGUGCAAAUCGGCUCAAUGGCCUGGAAAUCUCCAUCCUGGCUGAGAACCUCAAUAACCCACAUGACAUUGUAAUCUUCCAUGAGCUGAAGCAGCCAACAGCUGCAGAUGCCUGUGAACUGAGUGCCCAGCCCAAUGGCGGCUGUGAAUACCUGUGCCUUCCUGCUCCUCAGAUCUCCAGCCACUCUCCCAAGUACACGUGUGCCUGUCCUGACACGAUGUGGCUGGGCCCAGACAUGAAGAGAUGCUACCGAGCACCUCAGUCUACCUCAACUACAACGUUAGCCUCUGCUAUGACAAGGACAGUACCUGCCACCACAAGAGCUCCUGGGACAACCAUCCAUGACCCUAUCUACCAGAACCACAGUACAGAGACACCAAGCCGGACAGCUGCUGUCCCACACUCAGUUAGUGUCCCCAGGGCUCCCAGCAUCAGCCCGUCUACCCUAAGCCCUGCAACCAGCAACCACUCCCAACACUAUGGGAAUGAAGGCAGUCAGAUGGGCUCAACAGUCACUGCUGCUGUCAUUGGGAUCAUCGUGCCCAUAGUGGUAAUAGCCCUGCUGUGUAUGAGUGGGUACCUGAUCUGGAGAAACUGGAAGCGGAAGAACACCAAGAGCAUGAAUUUUGACAACCCAGUAUACAGGAAAACAACAGAAGAAGAAGAUGAAGACGAGCUUCAUAUAGGGAGGACUGCUCAGAUUGGCCAUGUCUAUCCUGCAGCAAUCAGCAGCUUUGAUCGCCCACUGUGGGCAGAGCCCUGUCUUGGGGAGACCAGAGACAUGGAAGACCCAGCCCCUGCCCUCAAGGAGCUUUUUGUCUUGCCGGGGGAACCAAGGUCACAGCUGCACCAGCUCCCGAAGAACAACCCUCUUUCCGAGCGGCCUGUCGUCAAGUGCAAGCGAGUGGCAUUAAGUCUUGAAGAUGAUGGACUGCCCUGAGGAUGGGACCACCCCCUUCGUGCCUCAUGGAGUUCAGUCCUAUGCACUACUCUCUGGAUGGUGUGUGCCUGGAUGAGUGCCAUUUCUAUAUAUGGGUCUGUGUGAGUGUGUGUGAAUGUGUAUGUGUGUGACUUUUUUUAAAUUUAUGUUGCGGAAAGGUAACCACAAAGUUAUGAUGAACUGCAAACAUCCAAAGGAUGUGAAAGUUUUUAUAUGUAUAAUGUUUUAUACACUUUUUAACUGGUUGCACUACCCAUGAAGAAUUCAUGGGACAGCUCCUGCUGAGUGACUAACAUGAUGUAUAUAACCAAACGGGGCCAAUGGGACAAACUUGACUCAUCAUUUGAAUACUAUAUUUACAGAGGACAUUUGUUUUGAUUUGAGGGCUUUUUUAGUUUGGGGGCUUGGUUUUUUGUAAAUAAAAUUAUGCUUUGUGGCUAUCCAUCAACAUAAGUAUAAAAAGAAAGAACACUUCAACUUCCUUCCUCAUUUAGAUUAUUUAUUAACAUAUUUCAAAAGUAAGGUUAGCUCUAUAGAUAAGUUAGAGAAGUGAGAGUAUUUAUUUUUGGUAUGACUGGCCCAUUGCACAGACUCUGUGUUUAUGUGUGUAUGUUUGUAUGAAAGAAAAAAGAAUCUGUAGAGAAGAGGCACACUCAUGACUAUUGUUCAAAUACAUAAAAACAAAAUUAUUUUAAAACAGCCCACAAGAGGCGUAUCUAGUUUUCAGAGACACCUUCCGAAACUUCAUUCAGAAAAUAGAUGCCACAGUUUGCGCAGACAUGUGGUGGGAAAAGAUAGAUCUUUUCACCUCCGGCUACUCCUGAGUACUUGGUGAGCCAGCAAGAAGCUUUUCAGCUUGUCCAUGAUUGUUAUGACACCUGCCUAAGCUUUCUGAUCUGUGGUUUAGGUCAGUAUACAGAUAUUACACAGUGCCAGAAGUCCUCUUAAAGUUCAGCUCUCUGUGAGGACUCAGGUUGACUUUCCUCUGAAGCACCUGAAGGCUGAGCCUCUAGACAGCAGUUCUCAACCUGUGAGUCAUGACCCCUUUGGGGGCCAGAUGACCCUUUCACGGGGGUCACCUAAGACCAUUGGAAAACACAGAUAUUUACAUUACGAUUCAUAACAGUAGCAAAAUUACAGCCAUGAAAUAGCAACAAAAAUAAUUUUAUGGUUGGGGUCCCCACAACAUGAGGAACUAUAUAAAAGGGUCCCAGCAUUAGGAAGGUUGAGAACCGCUGCUCUUGAGCUAAGUGAAGACAUUUCUAGGAUUGCCAAAUUUACUAUAAGAACUGGCUCAGGCACUGAACCUCCGAGUCGCUGUGGAUGAGGACAAAGAUUUUGGAAUAGGUUUGAUUAAAUCUCUGUUUCUCCAUCCCCUUACUUUCUACCAUUUUCUUAAGUAGGGGAAACAUUUUAAAAUAACAAACAUGUUUCUUACCAUCAUAUGUUCACAUGGAUAAAACUAAGUCCAUAAAGGUUACCACAUCCAAAGUUAUAUUUGGGGGGGAAAUAACAUAGGAGAUAUAGCAUACUGGGCAUGUGUCCACACAAGGAUUUGUUUUACUGCUUUAUAAAUAAAAGGAAAACUCUGGGUGUUUAUAUAGAUCUUUCUUCGUUAUGAACACCACCUUUACUUUUUCUGAGCCUUGGGGUGGGGGGGAAGCCAUUUUCUGUCUGUGGGAUCCACUGUUGGAAACCCCAUAGUCCCAGAAGGAAUUCAGUCUCCACUAGCUUUCUCUUCCAAAGUAUGGUCUUUCCGUGAUUCUGCUGUUCUGCCAAUUCACUCCAGCUAAAUGACCAGGGACAAGUACAACAUGGAAGUAUUUGGCUUACGUGGAAGCAGAGGACAUGUAUCUACCUUUGACAUACCUGGAACUUGACAUUUAAAAUGUCUCCUGUUCCCACUCUCCAGCUUCCCCCAAAUCAGUGAAGCUUGAAUGUCUCACCAGCUUGACACCCUCUGAAUUUCAAAGGCCAUCUGGAGUUCUGCCAUCCUGUUCCUAGGAGCUUGCUCUAAGUCACUCGUGUUUUCCUAACCUUUAAAAGAAAUGGCUGUGUUCUAAGUGUGACCAUUAUGUCUGACAACUUCCUUCUGGUAUACAUGUGUUGAUGGUCCUGAGAUAUUCGCUGAAUAAAUGCAGUUGACCUCUGACCCAUUCCAAACAGUCUCAAGAACAGGUGGCCAACUCCUAUGGAGAUUACUCACUAUAUCCAUUCAGGAAUGGAAAGGAAAAUCAAUUCUAACUGAAGAAAAAUGCUGAAAGUGAAAGCAUCAACAUUUGCACAAAAUAAGCAGCUUCAGUAGUUAAUUCAGAGUUUCUGAACUUUUAGUCAGAUCCUGGACUUCAAAAUAUGGUUGAAACAUACAGUCCAGGAUUUCCAAAAGAUGAAAUUCACACCUUAGAAGUGCCCUAUUCCCUGACUAUGCUACAGCCACAGUCUGCAAGCAGGGGCUGUAGCAGCACUCUACAUCAAAACAAACCGACAAAUCCAUGGGUAGCAGUAGCUCAGAAGCAGUCUGGGGAGGACAGCCAUUUCCUCCUAGCACUGAAGACUUUGAGCCUCAUUCUGAGUUGUAUUUCAAAUCUGCUGCUGCCCUUUGCUGCUGUGCAUAUGCAGCCACAGCCAACAACAGCCAGAAGGAUGCUUAGUGAUCAAUCAAGGGGGCAGAACACUCAACAAACUACUUACUAAAAGACGCCAGGCCAGGCCUUUGGCUCUCCCUUCCCCAGAAGACAACACUGGGCUGCCUGAACAAGUGUGCAGUCAAACCUGCUUCCUCUCCUGUGACUGUCUGUCCAAUGCACUGAUGAGGGCACUACCAGAAAUGGCCUUCCUGAGACAAGAAACUAAAACUCUGCUCUUCAGACACACACACACACACACACACACACACACACACACACACACACACACACACACACACGACUGAAAUGGCUUCUGACUUCAAGGAGUAAAAAUAAUGAGAUGGGAUUUAAAAUGAUGGCAGUUAAUACUCUUGAGACCUUCAGUUAAUCUUAUGUAUUCACAACAUACUAUUCACUGGGUGCUAUAUGCUAGGCAUUGCAAGCAUCAAAGGUCAGUUAAAUGUUUUUCACCCCUUCAGAGCUCACUGCAGUAGAAGAUACAUAUGGAUGGGGACACACACACAUACACAAAGGGUAGAUUCCACUUAGAAUACUGCCAGAACACAACAAAGAAGAUGGGUCAUUUUACCUGAAAAGAUGAAAAACUGGGUCUUCAUAGAAGUGACCCAAAGACAAGUCUUAAAAAUUGAAAAGUGGUGCUUCUGGCAGAGGGGACACUGAGCUAAGACUGGGCCUGAAUCAACUGCGGAACUCUAAGGAACAGCAUGUAGUUCAUAUCCGGAAUAAAGAACUCAAAGGGAGUUGGCAGAAGAGAAACUGGAUGGAAAGACAAGUUCAACACAAGCACUUUAUAAAAUAACUUCUGAUUGAAUGAAGCAGACCGACCUUUGGUCGUGUGUUGUGUACAAGGCAUCAUGGAAAACUUAACCGCCAGCACUUUGAAGGCAUGACGUCAUUCCACCUCAAGCGUUCCAGUGGCCACAGGGAAUGCUGACUGCUUUCUACUUAUUUGAGUCAGAUUUUUGACACGGUUAGUGAAAACUAAUGUAAGGGCAGUGGGGUUUUCAACAGAAGCACACUGUGCUGUCAAGCACCUUUUCCAUUUCUCUCAACUGUAAGAAAGAAAACAGGACGAUAGAGAUACAGAAUCCGAGGGUAUCCCAGUCAGUACAGUCAGGUGCUACUGGGUGCAGGAGAAAACAAUUCAAAUCCCACAGGAAUACAAAGACCAUGCCCAUCCGCCACACACUCACCACUUCACAAAAUGUCAGUCAGUCAGUCAGCAGUUCCUAACUAUAUAAUUUCCUUCCUCAUAAAUGCAUGAAGAUAGAGUGUCAGAGUCUCCUUACACUAUAUUUUUAGGAUAUUUGGGACUUUUCAAGAUAUGAAGAAUUUAGAAGGUGGAGGAAAUUAGAGCUCCAAAUGUUCAGUUAAUUAAAGGAAGCUUCAUUCAGACUGUUCACCAUGUGCACAGUCUUAAGAAUCAGCAGGAACAGCAUUUGCAAACAUUUUGUGUUGUCAAAACUAAUUUAAAAAAAAGCUACCUGUAUAAAUAUAUACAUAUAUAUAUAUUUAAAGACAAGGUUUUGAUACUUUUUUUUUUUUUUUACAAAAACUACAAGAGAAGACUGUAUAAACCACAGACUUUUAAAAUGGCAUUUUGUUCUAUACAAGCUGUUAAUGUAAGGGUAAGGUACUGGUUUGCAAACUCACACUAUCCAAAUGGGUUUUCUUGUUUGCUGCCUCCCCCUCCAAAUUACCACAUUGGGUGUAAUAGUAGGGCAUGUAAAAUGUUGGGUCGCACUAACCAUUUCUGCUCUUGUCACAUCACUCUGAGUUCCGUUAGCUUCUGUACUCAGUGUCUCGGCAACCUAGCUUCUUCCAGAGGCCGAGGGACUGAAGGAGGUGUGCUCCAUUUCACUAGCUGUACUGACAUCAUCUUGGUGAACUGAAAACCAAAUGUGGACAUUUGUAAAAUCAGAACACUGUUUCUAGAGAGAUUAAAUUCAUUUUUUAAAAUCUG
Molecule: messenger RNA, 7643 nt
Organism: Peromyscus californicus insignis
Lineage: Eukaryota; Metazoa; Chordata; Mammalia; Rodentia; Cricetidae
Gene: Lrp8
Product: LDL receptor related protein 8
Exons: 20
Coding region: 30-3032 (1000 amino acids)
Molecular function (GO): protein binding; calcium ion binding
Source: RefSeq, a predicted model, not a curated record